CCGCCCACCGGAGCGAGGACAAAAACAAUCGGCAUCCCUCAGUACAAAAACAGGAGGACCUAAAGCGAAUUUGGGUAUAUAUAUACUUUUUUUGUUUUUUUUUUUACCGACACGGACUCCACAGGAGGAGAAAUGGUUUCUCCGGUAACGGUGGUCAAGAGUGAAGGCCCGAAACUGGUGCCAUUCUUCAAGGCAACCUGUGUAUACUUUGUCCUGUGGCUGCCCACUUCAAGCCCAUCCUGGUUCAGCGCACUGAUCAAAUGUCUGCCCAUCUUCUGCCUGUGGGUGUUUUUACUGGCACAUGGCUUCAGCUUCUUAGGUGCUCACUCCAGUGCCCGCAAGAUCUUGGCUGGCCUCAUCUUUUCUGCUCUGGGUGAUGCCUUUCUCAUCUGGCAGGAGCAGGGCUACUUUGUCCACGGCCUUCUGAUGUUUGCCAUCAGCCACAUCCUCUACUCGUCUGCUUUUGGGAUGAAGCCACUUAACGUGUCUGCUGGCCUGAUUAUCACUGCCGUGUCCUCUCUGAGCUACAUGCUGCUGUACCCCUACCUGUCCGGCCCCUUCACCUACCUGGUGGCCGUCUACAUCGGCCUGAUCGGCUUCAUGGGCUGGAGGGCCGUCGCGGGUCUGCAGCUGGCCAACGACCUGUGGACCUGGACCAAGCUGUCCGCCUGCCUGGGCGCUGUGCUCUUCAUGGUCUCCGACCUCACCAUCGCCGUCAACAAGUUCUGCUUCCCCGUGCCCCAUUCGCGUGCCAUCAUCAUGGCCACCUACUACGCCGCCCAGAUGCUGAUUGCGCUGUCGGCCGUUGAGUGCCAGGACGCGGAGGUGGCCAGGAAGAGAACAUGAGGUACAGCAAUGUCUGCAGCAAAGGUGGCAGCCACUACCCCACCCCCUCCGGCCCUGAGUGAUCAUGGACAUAUCUCACUGCCAGAUCCCCAAACCCUCAACCCUCAUCUCUGUGUGGCGUUCCCACACAGCUGUUACCAUGACGACCAUGUUGCCACGGUCCACUACCGUCUUCCCAUGGCUAUCACCCUACUACCCCACAAGUUUGGUAGUCACACACCUGUCUUCUUACCAUGAAGAAAUGGUAGUAUUAUCUUCAGCCUCUCCUGACAACAGUCUUACCUGCCUCCUCUGAUCCUAGAAUGGCUGUCUCUCAACCUAGUUACAAUGGAGACAAGUGUAGUAAUAUUAACCUGCUAUAUAUAGAGUGUUACUUUACUUUUAACUGCUAUGUUUAAUUUAAGGGAAGCAUGUCACUGGGGACCUUCAAGAAGUGUGUGUGUGGGAGAGUGAUUGUGUGUGUGUGCGUGUGUGUGCGUGUGCAUUUAUGUGUGUUUGAUUAACACUCUUACCUCGCUUUUCACACAGUUUCAUCACACACAGUCACCACACUGACUCCCACCACACACGUCUACUUUAUGUGGUCCAAUGAUACACUUUAACAUCUGAUUUUUGUCACCUGUUUUGUAUGCCUGAGACCAUGUUAAAAAUCGAGAUUUUCAGUCUCUGUUGCUGUGUGUUCCCCUGAAUUAAGGGUGCUAUUCUUAAAGUCAGGAGCAUAUCCGCACCUGUUUUAUUAUCUGCAGUCCCUUACAUUUCAUUCACAACAACCACACUGCCUCUGUUCACUCCACUUUUUAACAUCCCCAACUAAUUCACACCCAGUUCUGCAGAUGAAUGAAUUAGGAUGUCCUUGAUUAAAUAGAUAUACAGAGAAAUAAUGACACAGAUGGGAACAAAAAAUAAGGCAAUGAGGUGGAAAGGCAAGGAGGGAAAAGUUGCGUGACUGCAACAACCUCUGUGUAUUGUAGUUUUACUGAUUGAAAAGACUUAUGUUAGGAGAGCUGGAGGUUGUUUGUAGAAGCUCGAUUCUUCCUGCUGAGAUGUUAUUGACACUGUCCUGCUGUCACAAAGAGAACACAGUAAACACUGUGGUCGCAGCAGACCAGAGUAAACAUUAUAACAUGCUGUACAGUGCACCUGCUUCUCCUUUUGGUGUUGAGUCUCUCAAGCGCUUCACAGUGUUUUGCCUGCUCAUUUUCCAGAAACGUUGACAUGCUCAAACACCUGACACCUACGACCCCUGCUGGUUUAGUUAUUAGGAAAACUCCAUGGGGCUCUGGAAUAGAUCCGCCAACCCAUGCUGUCAGUGACCUGGGACCAUGUUAUGAAGACCGAUAAGAAAGGACUGGAAUCUUAUUGUUUAUCAACUUUCUGUCUGUGAAUCUGGGCCCCUGACGGCAUUCACUCACUCAUAACGACACGCACAAAAACAUGAAAUUAAACAUAUACAUUGACGUGGGCCAGCCUGACUUAAAUAAAAAGCCCACAAGAGCGCAAAAGGAGCUGGCUAGUCAUGUGAGGGAACAGUUAUCCUAUUAUUCCCAAUAAUUCCCCCUCACAGGACACUUCAUCAGCUUUAAUCCUACAAAAUCCACCCCAGCUAAUCCCUGACAGGUUGGCUGAUAUUUUGUCUUUCAUCUAUCUUAACACCCCCCACCCCCAAACUUUCAUUUGUUUCACUCUCUGCAAACGGUAUCUGCUAGGAUGGAGUGUCUUACUGAAUUUUCAAUCAGUAUAAUCUAAAUCUUUCUUCAUUAUGUCAACAUAUAUGUAUGUUUUGAGUCUGUGUGCAUGUGUGAGAGUGUGUGUAUCAAAUGUCUGUGUUAAGCUGCGACAAGUCAGAACCAACUCAAGGCCAGAAAUGCUGUGAACCAUCGUAGUUUAUGUGGAUACCUGCUGGAUAUCUUUAAUGUAUUCUGAAAAGGCUCUCUAGCUGUUUUCGUAGCCUUCACCUCUUGAGAUUUGUAACCCCUUUAUGUGUUUUAUAGCAUCUCCCUGAACAUGUUGUCAGUUAAGGAUGAAUUUAAGGUAGAAUUUGACUGGGGACAGUAUAUUAAACGUGGGAUAUAUCCAUUAUUUAAGCUUAAUUUGAACUUAGUAGUAAGCAUUUCCAUAGGGAGACAUGUCUCCGCUUGACUAUACCCCUACUUAUAACAAGUAUAUGUCACUGGCUUUGAUUAAUACCACUAAGUUUGUAUACUGUAAAGAACAAUGUUAAAACAAAUGUACACUAGCAAUUGAAAGUAUUAAUGACUAACAACAAAUAGCAAAGGGACAGGCUUUGUUUUUUAAUGGUUCAGUCCACAUGCACCUUAACAUGAUAUAUUGUGCUGUAUAAUCAACAAAUUGCCAUGGAAAAGAAAUAAACCUUCUUCUGGGUCAAUGACCCCUGGAGCUGUCAGUAACACACCCACAUGCGCACAAAAAAAAUCAGACAAAUAAUCAACAUCAAAAUGUUUUUUCAGCCACCAUGACAGAUCUGCAGGCAGACCAUGGUGUUGACACUCAUCAAGGUUUUUUAUACAUCAACAGCAGCACACAGUCUUCGUUUGACCAGGAAAGACACUCAAGCCCAUGCGUCUGUUCCUGACUGCUGCUUUGCCCGAUAGUUACUCAGUCUCCUUUUGACCUGUCAGCACAAUAUUUCUGCUUUGUCAGUGAGAAGUGUUUUAUCAGUCCAUCUGUGUGACCACUCCGUGACCAGCCCCCUGUCCCAUGUUUUAAAUUGUCCUCCCAGCAUUGCUGCAAAGUCCAACUCUGCAGUAGUCUCCUUCUUCUCAUCUCAUCCACCUCACCGGCAGAACGUGUUCUGUCAACAGUUAAUAAGCCUUUGUGCUGAAAGACGUCCACAGAGGCUUGCUAGCAGAAAUGCAUUUGUCUGCUCAUGCUGUUUUAAAUCAGGGUUUAGUGGAGUACAAGGAAAGAUGCUGGUUAACAUGACUGAUUGUACAAUGCAGUCUAAAGUAAAAACCACGAGGGGACGACAAGAUUUAGUCAAGCCGUCUUAUUCAUCUUUGCUAUGUGGGCAAUUUAUGUAAGAACUACUUUCUUUGUCUUCUGCCAAAUAAAGCUUCCUACAGUCCUGGUGGCUAAAUGCCAGAAGACAGGCUUUAGUUUGAAGUAUUUCUGAGAUUAUUUAUUGUUGGCCAACCCACACUUUGUAAAAUCUCCAGGACUUUGGAAAGUGAAGUGAAGUGAUAGAUGAGUGGUAGCCUGUAAAGCAAGAAAUAAACUCAAAUACCAUACUGAGUCAGUAAGUUGCCUGUUAUUACACCUAUCUGGAGGUGUGAUUCACUCUGUUUCUCCUCCAUCGUUUCUGUUUUUAUUUGGCUUGGGCACAGAUAACCAAAGCUGAAAAGCAGAAAAGCAAACUGAACUCAUUUCACUGAGUGGAACUUGUUAGCAUUAGAGCCCUCUCAUGUGUCCAACAACCUUUUGUUUUGCAGGAGACAGAGGUCCCCCCUUGUUGGUGCAGGAGUGCAUAUGGCCUUCCACUUAGAAAGGGGGUUAUUGUUGAGCGAUACUGUAGCUGGAAUUAGGUGAGGAGGUGAAAUAUGACACAAAGGGGAAGGCUCCCUUUCCAUCCGGCCCUUAAGCUGCCAUCCUGUCCCCCCACAGAUGGCAGGCCAGCAGGCGCAUCACUUUACCUCAGCCUGUCAACAGUCCUGUUGUUCUGAGCUUUGUGCGUGCAGACAAAAGGGACCGGAGAGAGCUGUGGGAGGCCAGUAUGCUGCAGUAAUGAGCUGGAACCAGUAGCUGUCGUAGUAGAGAGGGCCUGUGGUUCCACUUGGUCCUUAGGAUAAAUCUGCACUUUUCUUUGAUUUUAAGUUUUCGCUUUCUAUCUUUUUGCUGUUGUUUCUCGUGAUCUAUGAUUUGAAAGCUUUGCUGUAAAUGAGCUGUGCCCAUUACCACACAGCGGUUAACAAACCAUAGGGCUGUAAAGUUUAUGUAUCUUUACUCAUGCAUGACAAGUUGUUUGAGUUGAAUCCUCCAUGUCAACGCUCAUCUAGUGACGGAAAAGGGCACACUAGACACGCAGGUGUUUUUAUGACUGACGGGCCUCCAACAUCAGUAUGAGCUUAUGACAGUAGGCCAAAUCUUCCCUUUGUAAUGAUAAUUUGAAUCUAUUGUGUGCUGCAAUUUUCUGUAAAGCCAGUCAAUCUCUCUUUAAAACUAGCAGCUAUAGUGUUUUAAAACAAAAGGAUUGUUGUGUACUGUAUCCUUUAAAGUAAAUGCCCUGUUUUACUUUCCUCUUUCCGUGUCUUUCUUUAAGAGAAGAGAAACAGAAGACACUGUUUUGAUGUUGAUUGUUUAAGUACAAGAAAGUAACGUGGGAGAGAAUCAGCAUUUUUCUCUAAAAGGCAUUAACUGCUCUUGAAGUGUUACAAACCUUUUAUAUAUAAAACAUUAUUUAUCAUUUAUCCUUUUAUUUGCAGAAAAGCUGCCCCAAAUUUUAUUUUUGCCUUUUGUAUUGAACGCCCAUUAUAAUGGAUCAUAUGACUUCAUUUUAUGAACAAAUGUUUUUUUUCUCUUAUGCUUUUGUUCUGAUACACUUUACCUUGUUGUCCUUGAUUUUCACUUUGUGAUUUAUUUCUUUUGUGAGAAUAGUUUCUUUGCUGUAGUGAAACUGCUAUGAAUGUGAAUAUCUCUUGGCAAAAUAAAUGCAAUUACAAUGCAACUUCAACCUAA
Molecule: messenger RNA, 5538 nt
Organism: Micropterus dolomieu (smallmouth bass)
Lineage: Eukaryota; Metazoa; Chordata; Actinopteri; Centrarchiformes; Centrarchidae
Gene: tmem86a
Product: transmembrane protein 86A
Exons: 3
Coding region: 133-846 (237 amino acids)
Cellular component (GO): membrane
Source: RefSeq, a predicted model, not a curated record